Molecule: messenger RNA, 213 nt
Organism: Penicillium maclennaniae
Lineage: Eukaryota; Fungi; Ascomycota; Eurotiomycetes; Eurotiales; Aspergillaceae
Exons: 2
Coding region: 1-213 (70 amino acids)
Source: RefSeq, a predicted model, not a curated record
AUGUCGAAAGGUCAAAGCGAUUGGUGUACGUGGUGCCUGGGACUAUCGCAGAGCUGCGACGUUAGCUUGAAGAGGAGAGACAGGCGCGAGAGGGAGCAGAGCGCUGUGAGGAAGAGGAGAGACUGGCGCGAGAAGAAGCAGAGCGCCUCCAGGGAGAAGCAGAACGGCGACUCCAACCAACACCCUGUUCCGCCUCCUCGAUCGUUGCUAUGA